This is a messenger RNA of Leptosomus discolor (cuckoo roller), 2683 nucleotides long. The record is from RefSeq and is a predicted model, not a curated record. Lineage: Eukaryota; Metazoa; Chordata; Aves; Leptosomiformes; Leptosomidae.
UAUUUUUCUCUUUUUUUUUUUUCUUUUGUUGCAGCUGGUUUCCAAUGUUCUCAUCUUCUCCUGUACAAACAUUGUAGGCGUGUGUACCCACUACCCAGCAGAGGUGUCCCAAAGACAGGCUUUCCAGGAGACCAGGGAAUGCAUACAAGCCAGGCUGCAUUCUCAAAGGGAAAAUCAGCAGCAGGAGCGUCUCCUGCUCUCUGUACUUCCUCGACAUGUUGCCAUGGAGAUGAAAGCUGACAUUAAUGCCAAACAGGAAGAUAUGAUGUUUCAUAAGAUCUACAUCCAGAAGCAUGACAAUGUCAGCAUCCUAUUUGCGGAUAUUGAGGGUUUCACAAGUCUGGCCUCCCAGUGCACUGCUCAGGAGCUGGUCAUGACGCUGAACGAGCUCUUUGCCAGAUUUGAUAAGCUAGCAGCUGAGAACCACUGUUUACGUAUCAAGAUCCUGGGUGAUUGCUAUUACUGUGUGUCUGGUCUGCCAGAAGCAAGAGCUGACCAUGCACACUGCUGUGUUGAAAUGGGCAUGGAUAUGAUAGAGGCCAUCUCAUUAGUCCGGGAGGUGACAGGAGUAAAUGUCAACAUGAGGGUUGGUAUCCACAGUGGAAGAGUUCAUUGUGGGGUCUUGGGCCUUAGGAAGUGGCAAUUUGAUGUGUGGUCCAACGACGUUACGCUAGCCAACCACAUGGAAGCAGGGGGCAAAGCUGGGCGCAUCCACAUAACAAAAGCAACCCUGAACUAUCUCAAUGGAGACUAUGAGGUGGAGCUGGGCUUUGGAGGGGAACGCAACGCUUAUCUGAAAGAGCACAGUAUUGAGACCUUCUUGAUUGUACGGUGCAGUCAGAAACGGAAAGACGAGAAAGCCACAAUAGCCAAGAUGAACCGUCAGCGCGCUAAUUCCAUCAGCCAUAACCCACCACACUGGGGUGUUGACCGUCCCUUUUAUAACCACCUUGGAGCUCACCAGGUCUCCAAGGAGAUGAAGAGAAUGGGUUUUGAGGACCCCAAGGACAAGAAUACACAGGAAAGCAUGAACCCAGAAGAUGAAGUGGAUGAGUUUCUGGGCCGUGCCAUCGAUGCCAGAAGUAUUGACCGGUUACGCUCUGAGCACGUGCGCAAGUUCCUCUUAACAUUCAGGGAGCCUGACUUGGAGAAAAAGUACUCCAAGCAGGUGGAUGACAGGUUCGGAGCCUAUGUGGCUUGCGCCUCCCUAGUCUUCCUCUUCAUCUGCUUUGUUCAAAUUAUAAUCGUGCCACACUCUACGUUCAUGCUGGGUUUUUACCUGACCUGUUUCCUGAUCCUGACCACAGUGGUGUUUGUUUCGGUCAUUUACUCCUGUGUAAAGCUUUUCCCAGCUCCACUUCAGACUCUUUCUAAGAAGAUUGUACAGUCCAGGACCAAUAGUACCUUAGUUGGAGUCUUUGCCAUUAUCCUGGUUUUUCUGUCUGCCUUUGUCAACAUGUUCAUGUGCAGCACUGUGGAUCUUGCCAGCUGCAUGGCUGCAGAAUACAACAUCACUCCUGACCAGGUGGACAUAUGCCUUAUGAGCAACCUGACUUCCAACUACAGCCUGGGCACCUUGCAGGGAUUCUGUGACAGUCCUUUGCCCAACUGCAACUUUCCAGAGUACUUUACCUACAGUGUCUUAUUGAGUCUCCUGGCCUGCUCUGUGUUCCUUCAGAUCAGCUGUAUUGGAAAAUUGAUCCUUAUGUUAAUCAUUGAAUUUAUAUAUGUUCUCAUUGUGGAAGUGCCAGGGGUCAACCUUUUUGACAAUGCUGAUCUCCUGGUUACAGCUAACACCUACGUGUCUGUAAAUGCGACGUUAUCAUGCUCUCCAGCAAUGACACGAGUCGCGCUGAAGAUUGUGACCCCUGUCAUCAUUACCGUCUUUGUCCUGGCACUGUACUUGCAUGCGCAGCAAGUGGAAUCCACUGCAAGGCUUGAUUUCCUCUGGAAACUCCAGGCGACUGAAGAGAAGGAAGAAAUGGAGGAGCUGCAGGCCUAUAACAGACGCCUCCUUCACAACAUUUUGCCAAAGGACGUGGCAGCCCAUUUCUUGGCUCAGGAGCGGCGAAAUGAUGAACUGUACUACCAGUCCUGCGAGUGCGUGGCUGUCAUGUUCGCCUCCAUAAGCAACUUCUCAGAGUUUUACGUGGAGCUGGAGGCCAACAAUGAAGGGGUGGAGUGUCUGAGACUGCUCAACGAGAUCAUUGCCGAUUUUGAUGAAAUAAUAAGUGAGGACCAAUUUCGGCAGCUGGAGAAGAUCAAGACCAUUGGCAGUACAUAUAUGGCUGCAUCAGGCCUCAAUGAUUCCACUUACGACAAGGAAGGGAAGACGCAUAUCAAAGCUCUGGCUGAUUUUGCCAUGAGGUUAAUGGACCAAAUGAAAUACAUCAAUGAACAUUCAUUCAACAACUUCCAGAUGAAGAUAGGCCUCAAUAUUGGUCCUGUUGUAGCUGGGGUGAUAGGAGCACGCAAACCCCAGUAUGACAUAUGGGGCAAUACGGUGAAUGUAGCCAGCCGAAUGGACAGUACAGGUGUGCCUGACAGGAUUCAGGUAACCACGGACAUGUACCAGGUUCUAGCAGCCAACAACUAUCAGCUGGAAUAUCGAGGGGUCAUUAAGGUCAAAGGCAAAGGAGAAAUGACCACCUACUUUCUAAAUGAAGGGCCUCCAAUUAGUUAG